AUGGAUAAUUGGAUCGAUGAGUGUUUAUUCAAUGAUUCAGAAGAAGAAGAUAUCGAUAGAAGCUCUAUCCCAAAUCCUCAUAGAUGGAUCAACAGAGAUCGAGAAGCAGGACAUGAUCGCCUUUUCCAAGAUUACUUUAUAGAUGAGCCGAUAGGGUCGAUGCAACGGGAAGAAGAGGCUUGUCACCACUCCAAAAAUGAGAUACAGAUAUUAGCAUAUGGCGUAGCAGCUGAUGUUGUUGAUUAUUAUGUGUGCAUAGGUGAGAGCACUACAAUUGAAUGCAUGGAAAAUUUAUUGAAGGUGUCAUUUUGGUGUUCGAGGAUGAAUACUUGCGAAAACCAAAUUCAAAUGAUGUACGACGCCUGCUACAAAUGGCAGAGGGUCGUGGCUUUCCUGACAUGUUGGGUAGCAUUGACUGCAUGCAUUGGCAGUGGAAAAAUUGUCCAAAGGCGUGAAAAGUGUAUUAUAUCAUCACCAGUGUUCGAUGAUAUUCUAAAUGACCGUGCUCCAGAAGUAAAUUAUACUAUUAAUGGUAAUAAUUAUACUAUGGGAUACUAUUUAGCAGAUGGUAUUUAUUCUGAAUGGGCCACAUUUGUCAAAUCAAUCUCAAAGCCACAAAGGGAGAAACGCAAAUUAUUUGCGUAUGGGUUGCAUGUUGCAACUAUCAACAUUGGAGCAUCUAGUGAAAUGUCAUGGGGUUAUCAAUUCUACAUUUCUGAUGUUUAUUUAACUUACACUCCAUCUAUCUUGUUGGGAUCUCACCUAAUUGGCAUGAUUCAUUCCAUUCAAGAUGUUGAUUUCUUCGAUCCGUCUUAUGGGAGGUCUUUCUCUCUGAUUCAUUUUCGUAGUAUAUCAAUGAUUGAUUGGAUUCGAAGAUAUGACGGUAGCAUGCAAUGA
Arachis stenosperma is the source of this 897-nucleotide messenger RNA. RefSeq lists its product as uncharacterized. The record is from RefSeq and is a predicted model, not a curated record. The transcript has 4 exons. NCBI's taxonomy places the organism in Eukaryota, Viridiplantae, Streptophyta, Magnoliopsida, Fabales, Fabaceae. The coding region runs from base 1 to 897 and encodes 298 amino acids.